Messenger RNA from Hydatigera taeniaeformis, 2673 nucleotides. The record is from the annotation of a GenBank genome assembly. Lineage: Eukaryota; Metazoa; Platyhelminthes; Cestoda; Cyclophyllidea; Taeniidae.
AUGUACGCUACCUCUAAACUGAUAAUCCCUGCGAAAACAGCGCAGGAUUCUCCAUAUGUACCAAAAAUUCGCAUUUUCCUACGACCGUCAUCAUCUCUGGACAAAAGUAGUGACAUGGGAAGUUUGCUGGCGUCCGACAGUCUCAUGGCGGAUGUCUCUCAGGAAAAUCAAAACGAAGAUAGCGUUGUAGAACACGGUGAUACAGCGAAGAACUCUAACUUUCCACCGGUCCUACCACAGAACCCGGCAGGGAAGGUGCCAAAGCCUUUGCAGGAUCAGGUUCGUAGUGGUCGAAAACGCAAACUCGUUGGAAGCUUAGACAAUAUCGACUUUGAAAGAAGGGAUUCUCUGCUUACCAAAGUAAAUCUAAAAAAAAUUAUUAACAUGGAUACGUUUGAAGCGUUGCCUGUAACCUCUAGGCGUCGCUUAUUAACCCUUCUCCCCGUCCACGACCAGACGCCUCCACCGAAUACAACAGUGUCAGCAAUGGACAUUGAUUAUUGGAUCCAUCCCACUGCACUAAACAACGAAUUCCUCUCCAAAGCCUUGCAGGAUUACUCCAUUCGUCAAAUGAAUGGAGAGUUUUCACCCCGGCUAAACUCCCGCACGGGUCUUCGAAAAUCAGUCGGAAAUCGACAGCGCUAUUUGAGUCCCGCUGUUUCUCCCGUUUCGAUUCCUCACUCAUCAACGCCUCUACUUCAGCCGACUGCCAAUACUACCAAAGAAGAGCCUAAUUCAACGCCAACAAUUGCGACUAGCAGCCCUCUCAGGACUAAUGGUGUAGAAUCACCGACCUCGCGGUUUCGAAACAAGUCCACUACCUUACAGAAUGCCCUUACAAAAGACCCCACGGAACUAAAAAUUGAGAACGAUUUGGAUAAAGAAGGCUCCAGGGAGUCUAGUAAUGCAAAGCUAGGCAAAGAACAGCACGUGAUUUCACAGUCAGUCUUCUCUCAUUUCGUCUCUACCUCCGCUUCCUCAGCCAUCGCAGCAACUUCUUCUUCCUCCUCAUCAUCUACUCUCUCGUCCUCACCAUCACCACACUGCCCCUCCUCUUCGAGUCCUUCCAGUGGUUUCUCACCCACAGCUUCGAGCAGCGCCGCUAACGCUAGUAAUCCCAUCCUUCCUCUGCAAUCUAUGGCUUCGGACGAACUGGAGCGGUCGACCACGCGACCAUCUCCUGCCCCCUCGGAUGUGUCCAUUCAGCGCCGACCUAACAUGCCCAAGCUUGAGUCUACUCUUCUGUUGCAAAACGGUGUUAAACCGCCACUCGAUCUUUCGUUGAGUUCUCCCAGGCGAUCCGCAAUCGGCGCAUCAUCCAGUCGUCGGCCUUCCCAGACUGGUGCAGAUUUUCCCUCAAGCAGCAGGCCACCGCUUGUGGUCGAUAGUACCACACCCACCUCCGUAACCAACCCCACCACCAUGCCUCCUCCACGAGAGACGAAGACUUUAGCCAGCGUGAGGGAGAAGUUACGCGCAAAGCGCCUGAUGAUGAGUCAGCAGCACCCUUGUCAAUCUCUGCCCUCUAAAGUGCCCUGUCAGCAGCGUCCCGCUCCAACGCUUGCGCCUGCUCUGCACGAACCUGCUCUAGGACCACCUGCCACUGGCAGUCUCACUCCCAAUCCUGAAACCAGCUUCUCCAGUGACCUCUAUAGCUGCCAGACUACCGGACAAGAGUCUGUUCCACCAAUCUCUGCGCCUGUGAUACAACCCCCGGCAGUUUUAAUUCAGCCGACGGGGAACAGUGUGUCCGCUCCUGCCACACCUCAACAUGGCAGUGCAGGUGGUGGAAUAGCUGGUCCUCUUCCUGCCAUUCUCGCUAACUUUAAGCAGGCUCGUGUCGUUGUUACUCCGUCACGAUCCGGCUCGUCAGUGAGUAGCAAUGAGGGUGGGAACGAUUUGACUGAUCCUGAUCAUCAGUUGCCGGAUGUCCAUCCCCAGCCUCAGUUAAUUCCACAAAAACAGCAACAGGCGGUCCAUCAGAAGCAGCCUGUGGCUCAACAACCACAACAGCAAUUAAUCGCUGUUCCAGCGAGUGCUUGUAGCGUUGGUGGAGGAACUACCACUACAAGGGCGUUCUUUGUUGAUGGUAACAACUUAACUGAGACGCUAGCUCUCCUUCAAUCCAUUAACCCACGUGCAACUGUCACACAACAGCAGUUUCUCCUGAUUCCCAGUACCGACAAGUCACACGCGAUUUUAUGUCGGACUCCCAUUGCUAUCCAACCAAAGCAGACACCCCCGCAGCCACAGGUUAUUCGAAGGCAUUCUGGUUCUACGUGUGCCACGACUACCUGUCCACCCGUAUCGGGCCCCACAACACCCACGGUUCUACCUCUCAUCCUGCCCGCGAGUCGGUCCCAGGAGCAUCAGCAACAGCAACAAGUACCCGCGAUUCCACCUGGUCUCUACCGUGAAAUUCUUCCAAAUAAUAAUACCGCUGGUACUGUGUGUAAUGUUCAGAGAAUACAUCAACCAACUCCUAUCCAACCUCAACAGCAGCCAACACAACUGAGGCCUGCGCAAACCUACUACAGUUUACUGGCCCCCAGUACUAUUAGCGCAUCAGGAGUAAACACUAAUCACAACAGUGUCAGUAGUACUAGCCACAACAUUAGUACCACAAACAGCAACAACAAUCCGCCGACAUCUUUCUUACCUCCACCCAGCUGA